AAUGACACUAUAAUCAUUUGUUCUGUUAUAAAAUUUAUCGUGAAUUAUCUCUAAUUAUGGCUUUGCGACUGGGGGUCAAAAUUUCUAGUGUGGCGGGUCAAUCAGUAACUCCAAUACGUUUUAGACGACAAUUUCAAUCUUUGUCGCCAGUGGCUUCUUUUAAAAUAUCUCCAAAUCAAAGAGCAGCGUCAGGCAUUGUUCCUGCAAAUAAAAAGUCAUCAAAACAAAGUAUAACUAAAAAUGCAGAUAAAAACCAAAAAUACAGUACCAAAGAUAGAGUAACCAGGGACUUUAAUGAAUACAAUGCCGUUGAACAGUAUGAAUUAGAAGCGGCAAAACCCCGUGAGAAGAUGCAUAGGGUGAACAGAGUAUACGAAUUUAUGAGCAAAUUGCAACAAAAUCAAAACUGGAGGAUUUUACCACAUUUACAACCCAGCAACUUAAGACCAUAUGGUUCCACUGAUAAUAUAAUAUUUCCUGAAAGUUUAAGACAAAGAGAUUUAAUUAAGUAUCCACAAGAGGAUGAAGUUUUGGCUGAGGUCGAAGAGGAAAUGUCUGAAAAAUCUGUCCAACAAUAUUCCAAAGAUGAAUUUACUAAUAGGCGAGACUAUUCCACAUUCGAAAAAAAACAUAACCACAAAAAUGACUGUAGGAAAAUGGCUACAAAAUCAAAACACAUUGAGGAAGAAAAUGUUAGUUUGGGUGCGUCUGAAGUUAAUAAAGAAUCUUUAAAUAAGUUUGAUUCUGUUUCUGAAGAAACUAAAAGCGAAAAAAACAAAAUUUGGCCCUCCUAUUCUGAUAUUUUAAGACAUGAAAUAAAUAAAGAUGUUAUGACGACUUCUACAAGAAAACUUCAUCAAAGUUGCAAUCCAUUAGGCCCAAGUGCACAAAGGCCAGUACCCCUAUCUGAAAUGAAUGUUGGAUUAAAUUUAAAUGAAGCUAUUAAAGAGCCGAAAAUUAAAUCAACAAUCUUAACCGAUCCUAUUAAUGAAGUUGAAAUAAGAGAACCUGAGUUAAAGCCUAUGGCGAUGAAACUUAAAAAAGGAAAAAAACCCAAGGAAAGCUGGGACCAGUACUGUCCAGAAGAAGAAGAGAUAAUCAUUAAAAGGGAGUGUCCAAUUAUACCAAGGAAACUUCCCAAACUGAUUCCAAGGGACUGCCCAUGCGUGGAACCUCCUCCGCCCUGUGAUGUCCCUCCUUUACCACGACUGGAUUUGGAAGUAUGUGAGCCACGUCCGGAGUGCCCUAUUCACCCUUGUGAGACGACACCUAGAGCUGAUAUAGAUUGUUGGGAGUACAUGGAAUCUCCAGAAGUAGAUUGUCGAGUAAUACCAGUUAAGAGAAAGGGUGAGUGUAACAAGUGCGAAAUGAAGCGAAGGAAGGACAAAAAUAGGAGCAGCUGCCCAUAUAGCACAUCAGCAUUUAAAGGAGACAUGCAAUCCAAAAGGCAAUAUUCAUCCUUAACUGCAGUUUCCACUGAUUACGAAAACGUAACAAAGAUUGUACCUGAUUUUAUCAUUCCAAUUCCCAGUGUACAAAGGCAUGUGGAUGAAAAUACUCAAAUAAAUAAUGAUAUCCUUUUCGACAACUUUGCUACGUUUGGCAGAAAUUUAAAUAAUAGUACAUCGACACCUGUACUUUUAAAUAAACUUGGCAGUAUUCAAGCUGAUAUGAUUAGUAGGCAAUAUUCGACCAACGAUGAACGAUGCAUAAAAAAACCAAAGAAAGAUUGUAAAUUACCCCCUGCAGACAAUUGUAAUGCAUGCAAACAUGGAAAAGAAAAGAAGUGUACUCGUGAAUGUCCUACUUUUUGUAUGCAUGAUUGCCCACCAGCAAAUCCACGUGGAACCGAGUGUAUACCUAGACAUGAGGUGUGUUGCGAAAAAGCUCAAACUCCCUAUCCCUCAUAUUCGGAAUGUCUUGUGAGUUAUUUGGCACCAUUUACCAACUUCCCCAACUACAAAUGUAUUAAAUGCCCAAAAAGAGAUAACCCAGGAUUUUAUUACAAAAAAUUUAGUACAAUGGCCGCACAUCAUAAUGGCGCCAAUUCAUCUUUAUUUUCGUCGCAUUGUAAAUCAGUAAAAGGUAAAAGAGUUUUCUCCACUCAUGUAAGAAAACCCUUGUUAAGUACUCCAGCAAAGUUUAGAAAGUCUGGUAUUAGAAACAAACACAAGAAAAAAAAUCCUUGCAAAUUAUGUGUUGAUAUAAGUUAUCCAAACUGUCCUCCAAGAUGUAGGUUUACUUGCGAUAAGGACCCAAUUGAUGAUAAUUGCACAAAACGUAACAGUCCCUACCCGUCGUUUUCUGAAUGUGUAAUUGAAGAACUUGACGAAUAUAUAUCUGAAUGUCCUUACAACCUGGAAGCUACUCAUAGACUGCAACCCAAGUAUGAGAUGUUGUCAAAAAUGGCAUAUUUAAUUAAACACUUACCUGCCCCUGGAUUUAAACCUUUUGAUCCCCUGAAGGAAGAAAAGUGUAUUCGUUCUAAAUUGUGUAUAAAAAAUGAUGGUGUUUCGCAAUGCUGCAACGAUUUCGGAAAACCACAUGCAGCUUUAAAAAACAAAGAUUUCUUUGAGCCAAACGACAGAACUCAAUGCAAAUUUUUAACCAAUAAACAGGAAAAACAAGACUCAAGAAAAAUUAAAAGAAAAUACCACACAAAAACUCUAAACACAGACGAACAGCAGAACUUUCCUUAACUUUGCUCUCACAACAACUCUUUUCCAUCCACAUUUUCGGCUCUUUAGUUCAACAUCAAAUAAAAAUUGCAAAUCUUGUCCAAAAUUUGACUUAGAAAAUUGUAUACGUUGCGAAGAUAAAAAAAAAUCAAAAUUACAAUGCUCGAAACGGAUAAGUCCAUAUCCAUCGUUUUCCGAAAUUAAUCAAUCUGACUGUGAGCCGGAAGUUAUAACCGAAUGUCCUGAUGGAGACUACCAAGAUAAACGAGAGAAAAAAAUUAAAUCACAGUUUAAUAUUCCUGGUCUUAAUGAAUAUAUGUCAUUAAAAAAUAAAUCAAAUUGUAAUAAACAACCUUCAUUAUGUUCACACACCAAUCAAGAACCAGAAGAACCUCAAGCCUGUCAGGCAGAGUCUUUGGAUGAAAGUUGUAUAAAUUUACAAAGGAUAUCUCCACCACCCCCUGGUAAAUUUACAUUUCAGCAAUUGUGGUGCAACAUUAAGAACUACUUUAAAGCUAGAGAUUGUCCAAGUCCUGAAGAGUUUAAAAGAAUGAGAUUAAGGGAAGUUGCAGAAAAAGCGGCUAGAGAUGCAGGGUUGUGUCUUUGCGAUCCAAAAGAGUUAAAAACUGAAAAAAAGGAGGAACCGUUACCAAAGAUUAUAACGCCGGACUGUUGUGUUCAAAAAAACGAACAAGAAUAAUGCAUGUAAUGAGUAAUGAAAUUAACACAUAACAAAUAAACCAGCUGGAGUUCUUAAUUAAGAAUUUUCUAGUGCCCAUGUACCUAUCAGUUUUAAAUAAAGGUGUGAUCCAUU
This is a messenger RNA of Brassicogethes aeneus, 3492 nucleotides long. Lineage: Eukaryota; Metazoa; Arthropoda; Insecta; Coleoptera; Nitidulidae. The record is from the annotation of a GenBank genome assembly.